CGCCUUGCGCGGCGCAGCGAGGAUGAACGACUCGCGGCGGAGGCGUGGAUCUCGCUGCCGCGCGUAGCACCCUUGCGAAUCGUCCCAGAGCAUGGCGAGGCUGCCCGGGAGGCUGCCCCUCAGCAUCACUUUUUUGCUGGCGCGCGCGGGCGCAGAGAUCAUAGGUCCCCACCUCCUCGACGGGACAGACACGCCGACGCUCCAUCGUGAUAUAGCGCAGAACCAGGUGUCGAUCGACGACUUACUGGCGCCGUUCGCGGGCAAAAAGCCGGGUCUCGCGUUUCGCGUCCACGCCGACAACGACGCGAAGACCGUGGACGGCGGCGUCGCCGAUGCCAUCCUCGCUGCGUUGCGGGAGACUGGCUUGCCCGCGGACCCGGCGGAGGCGGUCGCCGUCCUCACUAAAUCUCCCGUGCCGCUCUCGAUCACGCUCUAGUCUGCGAAGAAAUCACCAGCGCAUCGGAACGUUCGGUCGGAUGAGACGAAGCGCCGUGAAGUUUGGAAUUCCGCACAGGCUCCAGUUCGAGUACCUCGACGAAGCCGCGUGGCCCGCUGGCGUCAAGAACCUCGCGGAGACAUUCGGCGAGACGAACGGUCGCGCCGAGGUUGAGGGAGGACUGCUACUCCACGCCUACCUCUCGACGGCGGGCGCCGCCGCGCUCCCAUCACACGAAGACCUAGGCGACAUCCUCGUCGUCCAGCUCGCGGGGGCCAAGACGUGGACCUUCGACGCCGAUGAUUCCGAUGAUUACGUCGUGACGCUCGAGCCGGGCGACGGCCUCGUGAUUCCGGCGGACACGCGUCACGCCGCACGCGCGACUGAGGGCGGCGUCUCUGCCCAUCUGACGAUCCACCGCAUUAGCGAGCACCAGACCGACAUCGCGCGCCGGCAGCUCAGCCACGACGAAGAUGACCCAAACAGGUGCUAUUCGGGAGAUGCGGAAUGCCCCUCUGCGUGCGAGUACGACUGCGAUGACUGCGAGUAUUGUACGGACGCGGACACGAUCUGCCGGAGCGAAAUCGAAAAUGACCCUUUCUACGAUGGCUAUCCCUAUGACAUCUGCUGCCUCACCUCCGGCUACAGGAACGAGCGCGCGGGGCCGUGCGAAUGCCCUGACUGGCCCGGGCCCGACCCCGACUGCCCGACGACCCCGGGUCCGACCUCUGGACCGACGCUCACGCCGGCGCCGAUGGCCGCUACAUGCGUGAACGACGAUUCGACCACUGAUAGCGGUGGUGAUACUUGCUCAGAGUGGUAUGACAGAAGGCCUCAAGAUUGCGGAGAGUACGAUGACGACGACUUCACGGCGAGCGAGCGGUGUUGCGCGUGCGGCGGUGGCGAGGGUACGUUCGCGCCGACUGCGACAUCCGAACGAUGCGUGGACGAUUUGUCGACCACUGGUCAGUUUGAUAAAGGUUGCUCGUAUUUUGACUAUUGGCCUGGCGAAUGCGAAAAAUUGGACGACGAGGAUUUCACGGCGACCGAGCAGUGUUGCGCGUGUGGUGGUGGUCUUGCUGGUGGCACGCAUGACCCGACUACAUCGCCUGCGCCGACGCCGGCGACGCCGGCGCCGACGCCGCGGCCGUCACCUUCGCCGACCGCGACGCCCGCGCCGACGAUCGGCCAUCCUCUACGCCUGGUCGGAGGCACGAGCGAGUACGAGGGUCGCGUCGAGAUCUUGCAUGAUGGCCAGUGGGGCACAGUCUGCGACGAUUCCUGGGACCUGGACGAUGCGAACGUGGUCUGCCAGCAGCUCUUCGGGGUCGGCGCCUUAGAAGCCAAGGAUGAUGCGUUCUUCGGUGAGGGCAGUGACCCCAUCUGGAUGGAUAACGUUCAGUGCUCCGGCGACGAGGAUGCGCUCUGGCAGUGCCCUUUCAACGGCUGGGGCGAUGAGAACUGCUUCCACUGGAAGGACGCGGGCGUCAUUUGCGAUCAGAGCCCGGCGCCCACGGCGACGCCCGCGCCGACGGCCGACCGCUCUCUUCGCCUGGUCGGCGGCGGUACCGAACGCGAAGGCCGCGUCGAGAUUUUCCACGAGGGCCAGUGGGGAACCGUUUGCGAUGAUGAAUGGGAUAUCGCCGACGCGAACGUCGUCUGUCAGGAGCUCUUUGGAGUCGACGCCAUAGAAGCUAAGUGGAGAGCGUUCUUUGGCGAGGGAUCUGAUCCUAUCUGGAUGGGCGAUGUUGAAUGCGUCGGUGACGAGACGGAGCUCCGGCAGUGCCCUUUCAGGGGCUGGGGUGAGUCGAACUGCCUUCACUGGGAGGACGCGGGCGUCAUUUGCGAGGCAGGCGCGUGCCUCGGUCAGACGGCGUGCAAGCCUGACGGCAGCCCGUGCGCAGCUGACGAGUUUUGCAACUUUGACGAUGGUAGCUCUGGAUUUUGUGAGCAAUGCUCGUCCUUUAGCGAUUCUGUCGCCUGCUACAACGAUGGCCUGCCGAGCGACGGGGCUGCAGACUGCCACGCAUGCUGCUUCGGUGACGAGGAUGAGUAUUCUAACCUGGGCAGCCCGACGCCGCGGCCUUCACCUUCGCCGACCGCGACGCCCGAAAAUCCGACGGCGGUGCCCACCUCACCUCGACCAACGCGGCCGUCGCCCAAGCAGCCCCCCCCUGGCGAUGAUACUACCGACAGUUCGAGCGCCGGUGGUUCCAGUGGCGGCGGCGGCCCGAACGCUGCGGCAAUAGGCGGCGGCGCGGCCGCCGGCGCGCUCGUCCUGCUCCUGGCCGCCGCCGGAGCCUCCUUCUACUACCGUCGAAGCACUGCCGCUAAGAAGUCCAACGCGAGCGGGGUAUUCGACGAGGCCCGUGGAGUGAAGGCGCCGCCGCCGCCUCAGAGCGCCGUCAUCACCUCCAAGGACGAGCCGCCGCCGCCGCCGCCCCUCGGCGCUUAAGCCGUCGCGCUGAGGCUUUUUGGCGGGCGAAUUCGCCUUCGACUCUUCCGAUUCGCCCGACGUUUUUUUGACCGGUCAUCUACUAAGAA
This is a messenger RNA of Pelagomonas calceolata, 2980 nucleotides long. Lineage: Eukaryota; Pelagophyceae; Pelagomonadales; Pelagomonadaceae. The record is from the annotation of a GenBank genome assembly.